CGGCUGGUCUCUCACCCGAUAUGGAUACGCCCCAGCAGCCCUAUGCAAUCCGGUCUCGUUAACACUAAGCCUCUUAUCGGGGACUUCCCAAAGAGGCUGGCGAGCCGGCCGCCUCAUGCUCUUUCCAGUGCCUCAAAAACUUCACGCUUCUGAAUCGCCGCAUCGUUUGGCUGGAUGCACAUACGGCCCAAGAUGUUGCCUAACCUGAGGAAGAAAGAUUUGCCAUCUUUCGGCAUACCGAAGGUAAGUAGGGGGAGUCGGCAUUCCGAGAAUAUCUUGCGUCGACCCUCAGCUGGCCCUCCCCGUGUGUGGCGCAGUUGAUACUUAUGUCUAUUAUAAAAAGAAGUGCUUGUGACUGCUUUCCGUGUUGACUCUUCAAACCUGCCCCUUUCAGUUUCUGAGAACUCAUCACAAAACACAAUACUCUCUAACUAUACGCUUCCUACAUCCUCGAGCAAGUCAACAUGAGUGGGGAAGGUGACAGCAGCGGUGGCGGAGGGUACAACAAGUACUCUUGCUGCUACCGGAUUGAGUUCAACUGUCCCGAAUUUGUUUGGCAGAAUGGCGAUGCAUGUGGUGCAUGCUUGGCCAAAGGUCGACCAUCGAAGCGAGAGACCGAAUAAGUAUUCGGGUUUCCUCCCGUCGGCGUGCCUAUCAUUGGGAAUGGGCGGGCCCACUACGUUCUAGGUCAGGACGCUGACCACGAAUUUGGAGAGAAUGGCGACGACGAGUGUGUGGAAUACUACGUAUAGUAGUCUUCUCGCCUAUUCCGAUGCCAAAGGGAGAGUUUGCAGAGAACCUGGCCGCAAUUUUCUUUCAUUUACCAGCGGGUGGCGGCAACCUUCCUUCAUUUACAGCAGGCGACGGUAUCAUCCCUCAUUUCCCAGCGAGUGGCGGCAAACUUCAUUUAAUUACCAGCAGGCGGCAGAAUCAUCCCUCAUUUCCCAGCAGGC
Mytilinidion resinicola is the source of this 953-nucleotide messenger RNA. RefSeq lists its product as uncharacterized. The record is from RefSeq and is a predicted model, not a curated record. The transcript has 2 exons. The coding region runs from base 465 to 623 and encodes 52 amino acids. NCBI's taxonomy places the organism in Eukaryota, Fungi, Ascomycota, Dothideomycetes, Mytilinidiales, Mytilinidiaceae.